Messenger RNA from Tetrahymena thermophila SB210, 2535 nucleotides. RefSeq lists its product as hypothetical. The transcript has 2 exons. The record is from RefSeq and is a predicted model, not a curated record. Lineage: Eukaryota; Ciliophora; Oligohymenophorea; Hymenostomatida; Tetrahymenidae.
AUGAACAAAAAGCGCAGAUUCUUAGGAAAGCUUAUCGCCGAUUUGUAGAAUAAUAGCGUGGUUGCUUAAAGUCCUUCUUUAUCUCAUGAACCAAAAAUCUAGAAAAAAAGACUUAUUGCAGUUCCUAUGUACUACAAUAUAUAGCCUCUAUAUGAAUUUUUUUUAAUCGGAGAAAUAAAUUUAGAGCUUCAACUCGACAGUGAAGAAGAGUAUUUCCCUAUAGGCAUCAAGCAAUCACCAUUAAAUAAAUGGCGUCCAUUUGUUAAGGCAGAAUAGUUCCAUAAUAGAAUAGAAAUGACUAUUGACGCAAGCUAUCAAGGUAUCUCUGAAUUUGAAUUUAUCAUCUAAAAGCUUUAAUGCUGCUCUAAUGAUGUAUAUAAGUAGUUGGCUCACUACUUGCAAGCCUAUUAGCACUUCAUACGUCGUAUCAAAGAAAAGAUGCUCCAAAAUCCUGUACCUCCACGUCUCUAUGAAUAUAAAUUCUAAAAUUUUUUAAAAAAAGCGACUGAAUAUGUUGAUAGUCUUCCUAUUGACGGUCUUUACGCAGUAUCUAUUUUACAGCUUGACUAUAAUAUAUAUAAUACUAAACGUAUUAAAUUUAUCGUAAGCAAAGCGCUAGCAGAAAUAGUUGGUGGAGUUGAUUAGGCUGAAUGUGCAAAUAUCCUCCUCAGAAAGGGUUGGCUUGAGGUAUUCGGAGGAUCUUAACGUAUUAUGAAAAACAUAAUGCUGCUUAAUCGUUUAAUGAAAGAAGGUAGAUAACUACUAACUUUCAAAAUCUACACUGUUGAUAAGAUUUUAAUUUAGGUGGAGGCAGAGAUUGAAAUUGUACAAAAUCUUAGGACAUUUGUUGACGUUGGAUUUGUUGAAGUUAUUAGAUUUACAAUAUCACCUGAAACUCGAUCAUAUCUCUAUUAGAUGAGAAAGUCAGAUAACCAGCUUAAGAGUUUACCAUAUGAGCUGUAUUUCAACAACAAAACAUUUGAUCCUUUACCACCUUCUACUUCAUUGACUUACUCAGCAUUUAAUAAAGAGAACCCAAUAUCUAAACAAUUAAGAGAUUAACAAGAUGAUAAUUUGGAUGCAUUUACAAACUAACAGUCAUAUACCUAGAGAAGCAGUGAUACUUUCAAGAUUGAAAACAAUUGUUAAUAAAUUUUUAAUUAAAGUACGUUGUAUGGCAAUUAUUACUAAAAUAACGGAUCACACUCCUAGAGAUCGUCAAUAGAUGAAGAUAACGAUUAAAGGUCAUAGAUGCCAAUCAAGAAAGAAGAAGAGGAAACUAGCUUUUCUUAUAAAAAGUUUAAUUCUACUAAUGCAAGUAUUUCAAAAAGAAGUAGGAGCAAUAGCAAUAGCAGCAAUUAUAGUAACCAAGAUAUUCCAGGGGCUAUGACUCUAAAAGAAUUAGAACAACAUGUUGAUAAAUAAGAAUAAAAAUAAAGAUCUCAUUCAGAUUAAUCUAGUGUAAAUGAUAUUUCAUAGACAGGUAAAAAUAAACGCCAUCCAAAUUAUGAUUAGCAUGAGCUAGAUGAAAAGUACUCUAAAAAGAGUUAAGCCUUCAUCGAAAGGUUUUAUAGUGAAUAGGAGGUAUAAAAAAUACUAUUAAAUCAGGCUGCUGCUGCAGCUCCAAAAAAAUUGGUGUCACCUAAUAUUUAAGGAGAAUCUCAAUAGUAAACUGAAUAAAAAAAUGACUUUUCUUCAAGGGCAGACAGCUUAGAUGUUCGCAGUAAUACCUCAUCAAUAUCUGAAAAUAUAAAUAUAAAUAUUUUAAGCAGUCCUGAGUAAAACAUAUAUAAAAAUAAUAACGGAUAAAAAUAGGAAGACUCUUAAAAAACUAAAGUUAAUUACUAGUUAAUAUAAAACCAAAUAAAUCAAAAUAAUUUUAUUAGUAAAAACUAGUAUGAUUAAAGUAAGUAAAAUACUUAUAAUAUAUAACCAAAUGAACUAAACUAAUAACCUAAUUUUUAAAAAAAUUAAUUGUUUUAAUUUGCCAGUAAAGCCCACUUCUAAUAAAGCAGCAACAACCUUAAUUAAAACACUUUAAAUAAAUAAAGCAACAACAAUAACGUUUAAUCAAACAUAUUCAGUACAAGCUAAUACCCUGAAUAAAUAAAUGAAGAUCCUAGUUAGUUGAAUCAUAUUUCUAAAGACGAAUGCUUCUUAUAGGAUCAAACUUAUAUUGAUUAAGAUAUUUACUAAUAAAAAAAUAAAAUUUAAAAAAGUGAUUAUGGUCAAUCUCAGGAUAUAUAAUUAUAAUAUCAGACUGACUAUCCAUAAAACUAUAAUAAUUAUUAAAAAGAUGAAAUGUAAAACUAUUGUUUUGAGGGAAACGAACUAUAGCAACCAAAGUCAUAGAAUGGCUUGCAAGAAUAUGAUAAUUAACAUUAAUAUCAAGAAUUGGGAGGAGAAGAUUUAGACUUAUAUGACCAUCAUUACUUUAAUAUUUUUGAUGACGAGUCCUUAGGUUGCAAAUUUGAGGAACUCUAACAAGAACAAAAAAAGCUUCAUAAAAUGAUAUAUCACUAAUAAUACUAUUGA